GUAGAAUUUUUAUAAAAUUUUUCUAAUCCUAAUAUUUUAAUAAAUUGCAGACUUAAUUGAAAAAUAGUUAAUUAAAGCCAAACAUAAUUAUUAUAACAGUUAUAUUAAGUGUUAGCUAGUCGGGUUUUUUUAAUAUUUAAUAAUUGCCUUCUUCCAGUACUGUGUAUUUAAACAUAUCAAAGAAAAAAAGACUUAUAAAAUUUGCAAAACAAAACUUCAAUGUAAAUAAAAAUAUUUUUUUUUUAUCCUGAGAUGAAUUUUUGAGUGGUGAAAAGGAUUAAAAAGCUAUGAGAAAAUAUCAGCAACUAUUUUUAAUAUUUAUAACAGUAGCUAGUUUGGCUAUACUUUUUGUUUAUAAAAGUGAAAAUAGUAGAUUAAAAUAUGUUUUACAUUAUGUUAAUUUUUUUGGUCGAAGUGAUGCAGCUUUAUUGUCACGAAUAAAUAAUACGAAAAUUAUGCAGGCUUCUUACUAUUAUAGCCCAUUACCAUUAUGGCAGAGAAUCGGAAUAAAUUUUUAUGCAUAUUCUAGUUUUUGGAAUAAAAAAAGUUUAGUUGCUGGUGGUGAAGCUAUUUCAAUUGUCACCGGUUUUAAGGAUGCCUUUAUUAAUUUUCAAUGUUCAUUAAAAUAUGAAAAUGAUAAAGUUAUAAUGGGAAAAUUUAUGUUUAUUAAUUUGGCUAAUGAUAUUGAUUUGAAAGAAGAUGUUAAACCUGGUGCAGAAAUAUUUUCAGUAUACAAAUUUAUUUGUAAAAUUACUAGAGAUUUUGGACAACCUGAUAAAGUAAUUUUUACAGAAAUUAAAACUAAAGCAAAACAUGAAAUUACAUUAAAACAUAUUCGAAAUAAUUUAUUACAAGAUAACGUUUCAACUAGUAUUUGUUUAAAUCUCAUACCAUACAACGAAAGCAUUUCUAGUAUUUUACCUUUAUUUACAAAUAGAGAUAAUUUUAUGCAAUUUUUUAUCUUACAUCAAGCUAUUGGAAUUGAAAAUUUUUUCAUUUAUAAUGCCGAUAUUAUUCCAGAGAAUGUAAGACAACUUCUAUCAAAAACAUCUUUAAAUAUCAAUUAUUUUCCAUAUAAUUUUCCAUUUGAUUAUCAUUCAAGAAAAACAUUGAAAAUUUUGGAAAGUGAUUGCUUAAUGAGAUCAAUGCAUUUAUCAAAAUAUGUUUUAAUAUUAGAGCCAAAUGAAUUUUUUUAUCCAAAUUUCAAUGUACGUUUCAGAGGUUCAGUAAUUAAAGAUUUAGAUCAUUAUGAUACAAUGUAUGAUCGAUUUGAAUUACCAUCGUUUUCUGUUUGUAUGGAAGAUAAUAAAAAAAUUUUAAUGGAUAAUAAUAUGUAUAAUCCUGAAGCAAAAAUUCAUCAUAAAUUUUAUGUUUAUAAGCCUACAUUAAGAAAUGAAGAGACAAAAAGUAUUGCAUUGACUGUAUCUCAAGGAUUCAUUCAUCGUUAUAUAAAUUGUUUCAACAUUACUGAUCAGUUAUAUGAUUGGAGAAAUUCUAUAAGAAAUGAUUUUAUGCAUUAUUUGCAGACUGUGCGAAAUGAAAUUAGCUUUUUAUUUUAAAUUGAUAUUUAUAAUUUAUUUUUUUUUUUAUAAAUAUUUAGAAUUUUUAAUGUAAAUUUAGCUUAAAAAUAAUAAUAAAAAAUAAGCAAAAAGAUCAAUAA
Molecule: messenger RNA, 1660 nt
Organism: Condylostylus longicornis
Lineage: Eukaryota; Metazoa; Arthropoda; Insecta; Diptera; Dolichopodidae
Exons: 2
Coding region: 288-1559 (423 amino acids)
Source: RefSeq, a predicted model, not a curated record